This is a messenger RNA of Telopea speciosissima, 2053 nucleotides long. RefSeq names its product vacuolar protein-sorting-associated protein 33 homolog. Lineage: Eukaryota; Viridiplantae; Streptophyta; Magnoliopsida; Proteales; Proteaceae. Gene Ontology annotation, cellular component: vacuole; CORVET complex. The coding region runs from base 146 to 1942 and encodes 598 amino acids. The transcript is spliced from 22 exons. Gene Ontology annotation, biological process: intracellular protein transport; vesicle-mediated transport. The record is from RefSeq and is a predicted model, not a curated record.
UCCAGCCCAUUCACCGCUGAAGGAAGUCCCCCAUAUUGAAACCAUGUCUUCUUAAAUCUUAAUCGUCGAGUGGCCGUCUCGAUUUUCUGCUCGGGAGAGGGAAAGAAAAAUUCUCAACUGCUAUUCUGUUAUUAUUUGUUGAUCAAUGGCUCAAAUUCCGAAUUUAGAUAAUGCUCCUCUGAAUUUCGCAUCCCUCAGAGAGCAGUCCCAGAAAGAGCUCCUUAACAUCCUCAAGAACUUUCGUGGGAAGAAGUGUUUAGUUUUGGAUCCGAAGCUUGGCGGAUCACUUUCAUUGGUUGUCUCUACAUCGGUUCUAAAGGAACUUGGAGUAGAACUACGGCAUCUAUCUUCAGAACCAAUUCUAGCAGAAUGCACUAGAAUAAUCUACAUUGUUCGCUCUCAGAUAAGUUUUAUGAAACUCAUCUCUUCACACAUUCAACAUGAUAUUUCCAAAGGACUUCAAAGGGAGUAUUCUGUUUAUUUUGUUCCCCGUCGCACGGUUGCUUGUGAGAAGAUAUUAGAGGAAGAAAAUGUUCAUCACUUGUUGACUAUUGCCGAUUACCCUCUUUAUGUACUUCCUUUGGACGAGGAUGUAUUGUCAUUUGAACUUGACUUGGGUUAUAAAGAAUUCCAGGUUGAUGGUGAUACAAGCGCCCUUUGGCAUAUUGCAAAAGCCAUUCAUAAACUCGAGUUUUCAUUUGGGUUAAUACCAAAUGUGAGGGCCAAAGGAAGAGCAUCGGCAAGUGUUGCCGAUCUUCUGAGCCGCAUGCAAGGGGAAGAGCCAGUUAACUCGUCAGAUAUUGGUGCUUCGGAGAUAAAUACACUAAUUCUGUUGGAUAGAGAGGUGGACAUGAUUACACCUAUGUGUUCUCAGUUAACUUAUGAGGGUUUGGUUGAUGAGUUUUUGCGUGUCAAUAAUGGUUCUGUGGAGCUUGAUGCAACCAUCAUGGGUGUACAACAAGAGGGAAAGAAAGUGAAGGUUCCACUUAAUUCAAGUGAUAAACUAUUCAAGGAGAUACGGGAUCUCAACUUUGAAGUUGUUGUUCAGGUUCUUCGUCAAAAAGCAACAUCCAUGAAGCAGGAUUAUACAGAAAUGACAACCACGAAACAGACUCAGACAGUAUCUGAACUAAAGGACUUUGUCAAAAAGUUGAACUCCUUACCAGAAAUUACUAGGCAUAUCAAUCUGGCUCAGCAUUUGUCUACUUUUACAUCAAAGCCUUCAUUCCUGGGACAACUUGACAUAGAGCACACAGUCGUGGAGGCUCAGAGUUAUGACAUAUGCUUUGAAUACAUUGAAGAGUUGAUCCAUAAGCAGGAGCCAAUUAUUAAUGUCCUUCGUCUCCUUGUUUUAUUUUCAAUUACAAAUUCAGGGUUGCCUAAGAAAAACUUUGAUUACUUGAGGAGGGAGCUACUUCACAGCUAUGGAUUCGAACACAUGGCUACACUGAAUAAUUUGGAGAAAGCUGGACUAUUUAAAAAACAGGACAUGAAGACCAACUGGCCUACUAUCAAACGUGCACUACAGCUUAUUGUUGAGGAUACUGACACUGCCAACCCAAAUGAUAUUGCAUAUGUUUUCUCGGGAUAUGCGCCUCUUAGCAUCCGCCUUGUUCAGCAUGCAGUUCGUUCUGGAUGGCGCCCUAUUGAAGAAAUUUUGAAGCUUUUGCCUGGACCACAUUUGGAGUCAAAGAGAGGUGGAUAUUCAAGCAGCUCAUCAAUCGAUGCUAUAACAGGCACGCCAGGGAAUUUGGACAAGGUAGCAAAUGGGCAGCGCUCACUUGUACUGGUUGUAUUUAUUGGAGGAGUAACAUUUGCAGAGAUAUCUGCUCUUCGUUUUCUUAGCGCUCAGGAAGGAAUGGCAUACGACUUCGUCGUUGCGACAACAAAAAUAGUGAAUGGUCGCUCGCUGGUUGAGACAUUCAUGGACAACCUCGGUUGAACGGUGUGGAGAAAAAAGUUCAUUCAACUGAGCCUUGACCAGUGACCCUGAAUAGCUGUUUUCUCAGAAUAUUAAUACUUGGGAUUGAUCUGGCAGUUUUGUGUGAAUGGG